GAUACCAUUGACGUAUAUUUCUCGUAUACGAUACGCUUGUCAACGGUCUGUUUUGCUCCAAAGUUCGACUGAGAGUCUCCGUAAGGCCAUCAAUCAUAGUAUACGAUCGGGCAAUGCCAGACAGAAACAAAGAUGAUCUGAAAUCUUUCCUCAGUCUUAACGCAUCUUUCUCUUACCGAUUUGUCCCCUGAAUAUCUGUCUUUUCCUCCUGCUGCCAACCCCACUGCAAAAGAUAUUAGCGAUCACACGUAUUUGUUUAGGAUCAUAGCUAACAGUGUCAUGGAGAAGAAGCCGUUUUUUUUUCCAUGCAAGCGAAUCUUUGGGAAAGGAAAGGAAACGGGUGUUCUCUCUCUCUCUUCGCGCGCAGGAUGCUUGAUACGUGAGCACCUACCCAGCUGUCCAGAUGAACUGUGUGAGGUGUGUAGUCUCUCUAUUUACUGGGGUAUCGGGGGGGGCUUUUUGGUGACAGGGCGCGAGAAACGGGGGUUUCGAGGCCGUACUUGGUUUGGUUCCUUUUUCGCCCAAUAUAUCACACACAACUGCGUGGGAGGAUGGCUUCGAGUUGCACGGUUUAAGAACCCAUCUAUGCACUUAGUGGAUUUGCAUCCAGGUUUGUUCUAAUAUUCCCCCCCCCGGAUUGAAUGUGAAAAUGCUUGCUUUGGGCCAC
Messenger RNA from Guyanagaster necrorhizus, 667 nucleotides. RefSeq lists its product as uncharacterized. Bases 280 to 621 code for a protein of 113 amino acids. NCBI's taxonomy places the organism in Eukaryota, Fungi, Basidiomycota, Agaricomycetes, Agaricales, Physalacriaceae. The record is from RefSeq and is a predicted model, not a curated record. The transcript has 2 exons.